GCGGUUGGCCAGAAGGCCGUCAGUAUUUGCAGCCAUGUGCACCGUUGAUAAGAUGCUGAUCAAGGGCAUCCGGAGCUUCAGUCCGGAGAACCAAGCAGUCAUCACAUUCUUCAAGCCGCUCACCCUCAUCGUCGGUCCUAACGGAGCCGGAAAAACCACUAUCAUAGAGUGCCUGAAGUGUGCAACAACGGGAGAGCUCCCUCCCAACGCUCGAUCCGGCCAUUCUUUCAUCCACGACCCCAAGGUCGCGCAUAUAACGGAGACCAAGGGGCAGAUCAAGCUGCGGUUCCGCACAGCUGCGGGCAAGGACGUGGUGAGCGUACGCAACUUCUCACUCACACAGAAGACCAGCAAGAUGGAGUUCAAGGCCAUUGAGAGCGUGCUGCAGACCAUCAACAGCACCACUGGCGAGCGCGUCUCUCUGAGCUACCGGUGUGCGGACAUGGAUCGGGAGAUCCCGCUGCUGAUGGGCGUGCCCAAGGCGGUGCUGGAGAACGUGAUCUUCGUGCACCAGGACGACGCCAACUGGCCGCUUGCUGAGCCCGCGCUGCUCAAGAAGAAGUUCGACGAUAUCUUUUCUGCCACCAAGUACACUAAGGCGCUGGAGGCACUGAAGAAGGUACACAAGGAGCAGGCGCAGCUUAUAAAGGAGAUGAAGCUCAAGGCGGAGAACCUCAGGAACUUACUCGACACGUCCUUGCGGCUGCAGGAGGGCAUAAAGGCAGACUCGGGCCACUCAGAGCGCCUGGUGGCGCAGAUCGAAAGGCUGGAGGGGCAGAUAGCGGAGCGACGGGUGCGGCAGGGGGAGGUGGAGAGCGGUCUGGCGCGGUUGAGACAGCUGAAGGCGGAUUUGCAGACGCAGGAGGGGCGGCUGGAGUUGCUGUCACGGCAGAAGGUGCAGCAGCGUGCCAACAUCAUGUCAGACAAUGAUGAGUCGGACGAGAAGUUGGAAGAGUGGCAGCGGGAGUUUGAGGGCGUGGUGGCCAAGCUGGAGGGCAGCCUGGCGAAAACCACACGGGAGUUGAGCGAGCUAAGGAUUCAGCAGGAGGCGGAGAGGGAGAGCAGCGAGCGGGACAAGCAGCUGGUCAGCCGGUUGCAAGUGGAGAAAGAGGUGCACGAGAGGGACUGCAACGAGCGCGACAGGUGCCUGCAGGAGCUGUUCAGCAAGCACGACCUGGGAGACGUAGGUCCCGUGCCCCUGGCAAGCGAUCAGGCGGUGCAGCUGGGCACGCGCGCAGCUAGCAGGCUGACACUGCUGCAGGAGCAGUGGGACGAGAUGAAGCGGGGGCAGCAGGAGGAGGAGCGACGUCGGGGGGCGGAGAUUGAGGCUGCUGGAGCUGAGAUUGUGAAGGCGGAGGGGCAGCUGCAGAUGGCGCAGGAGAGAAAGAGGAGCAGCGAGGCGAGGAGGCAGCAGGUGCAGGAGGCGAUGGAGAGCAGCAGUGUGGACGAGGAUGGCAUGGCACGGCUGGAGCGAGAAGAAAAGAAAUCGAAAGCAGAGGCGGACAGGCUGGCAACCAAGCUGCGAGACCCCACUCUCCUCUCCAACCUGGAGGACGCCAAAACGGAUCUGAGCCGGCAGGAGCAGCGGCUCAAGGCCCUUCAGCGGGAGAAGGACAGCUUGGCGGCAGAGAGCAGUGAGAGGGUGACUCUGAGGCUGAAGCAGGAGACGGUCAGGGACAAGGAGGCUCAGCUGAAGAAGCUGCUGGCAGAGAACAAGAGGCGGAUAGAGGAGGUGUUGGGUGCCGAGAUGCCGUCAGACACAAGCAAGCUCCUCUGGGAGGUUGAAAAGGCUAUCAGGGCGCAGCGAGUGGUGUAUGAGGAGGCAGAUGUGAAAGCCAAGGAGGCGGGCAACGAGGCAGCAGUGCAGCAGCAGCGGCUGGACCAUGCGCGGAGCGAGCUCAACAAACACAGCAAUGAGAUGGAUACCAAGCGAGUCCUGAUCCAGACACGACUGAGCAAGGCAGUGGACCCAUCUCUUGCAGUGGACGAUUUGGACAGAGUACGAGGGGAGAAGAGAACAGCGCUGGAGGAAGCUAUUGGGACGUACGAGACAUUUGUGGGAAUGAAGCAGUUUGUGGCACAGUUUGAGCUACGGGCUCAGCGCAACCACUGCUGCCCCACGUGUGAUAGAGGCUUUACCCCAGCAGAGGAGGAACACUUUGUGAAAAAAAUCAGGACCAUGAACAGAGAUGCUGGGAAUAAGGAGGCGGAGUAUAAGCGGCAGCGGGAAGGGCUUGCGCAGCAGCUGGGGAUUCUGGAUGACCUGCAUCCUGUUUAUAACGAGUACAGGAAGCUGGUGGAUGAGCUGGUGCCACGUGCCAGGGUGGUAGUGGGCCACGUGGAAGAGGCCCAGAGCAAGGCACAGGAGAACCAUGAGAAUUUGCUGUGCCUGCUGGCAGAGGCCAAGGCGAAGCUAGACGCAGCGGGGCGGGUGGAGGGGAUAGUAAAGGACGCGGAGAGGGUGAGGAAGGAGGCAGAGAAUGGUGAAUUGGAGGUGCAGGAGCUAGAGUACCGCCUUGACACGCUCUCCCAGGCCAUGCGCUCGCUGGCUGAUGUCAAUUCUGACCUAGCUGCUGCCGAAGUGAAGAGGGAUGCAGCAGCAGGGGAUGUGGAGCGGCUGAGGGAGGAGCACGCAGCACUGAAGGACGAAGCUACGGCAGCCAGCAACAGGUGGCGGGGGGCGCGGGAGGAGAAGGCCCAGAUGGCACUGAGAGUGGCAAGACGGCGGGAGAUGGAGGAGGAGGUGGGGCAGCUGGAGGUGGCGAUUGAAGGGAGCAAGCUGGAGAUACAGGCACUUGAGCGCAACAUGGGUCCUCUGAGGAAGAAGCAUGGGGAGGCGGUGGAGGGGCGGAGGGUGUGGCGGGAGAAGGCAGGGGCGGAGGAGGCGGAGAUGCAGGGGCGGGUGAGGGGCAUGGAGAGGGACCUUGAUGGUACGAGAGCGAUAUUCAUGAAGAUCAACAACUACAUUGCCUCCAACAAGGAGCAGCGGCUGGCAGAAGCAUGGAAGCGGCUGCAGCAUUGGCAGGUGCGGCAGGCGAGCAACGAGCAGGAGAUUCAGCGGCUGAGCGGGAAGGAGGCGGAGGAGAGGGAGAUGCUGCGCAGCCAGGAUGCUGUGAAGCGCAAUGUGGAGGCGAUCCUGGUGUUGCGAGGGAUGGAGAGGGAGGAGGAGGGGGUGAGGCGAGAGGUGGAGAGGCUGAGGGAGGAGAUGGGGCGGGUGGGGAGGGUGGGGGAGUUGGAGGAGGAGGUGAGGGCCGUGAGGGAGGAGAUUGAUGGGCUUGCUGCUGAGUCAUCUCGCCGCCCCUCGCACCUCUCUCACCUCGCCCACCUCUCUUACUUCCCACAUCUCUCCCCCUCACAGCACAACCACAGCCAGGGCAAGGUGGCAGCGCAUGAGGCGAGCAUCCAGCUCUCCCAAGCCUCACUCAUCUCACUCCCCUUAAGUUACUUGCACCAUUCCUCACCGCUCCUCACACCUCUCUUACCUCACCCACCUCCACGUCUCUCCCCCUCACAGCAAAACCACAGCCGGGGCAAGGUGUCAGUGCAUGAGGCGAGCAUUCGACGCGCAGAGACAGAGCUGAAGGCACUGCAGUUCAGAGACAUUGUUAGCCGGCACAAGAAGCAGCUCAUCCAACUCAAGAACCUUGUGAUUCAGAAUGGGGAUGAAGGAGUCAUGAAUUCUCCAGGACAAUCAUGCAUUGUAGCAGGAUAUUCCAAAACGGCUUUGAUGCGGUUCCAUGCGAUGAAGAUGGAGGAGAUCAACAAGAUCAUCAAGGAGCUGUGGCAGCAGACGUACCGGGGCCAGGACAUUGACUAUGUUGAGAUUCGCUCCGAUGCGGAAGGAGCGGGGACACGCUCGUACUCCUACCGGGUGGUGAUGCGCAGUGGUGAUGCUGAGCUGGACAUGCGUGGACGAUGCAGUGCUGGCCAGAAGGUGCUGGCAUCUCUCAUCAUCCGCCUUGCACUGGCCGAGACCUUUUGCCUCAACUGCGGCAUUCUCGCUUUGGAUGAGCCGACCACCAACCUUGACGCUCCCAAUGCUGAGAGCCUUGCAAGGGCCUUGAACAGGUCGGCUCACUGA
This is a messenger RNA of Closterium sp. Naga37s-1, 4081 nucleotides long. The record is from the annotation of a GenBank genome assembly. Lineage: Eukaryota; Viridiplantae; Streptophyta; Zygnematophyceae; Desmidiales; Closteriaceae.